Fraxinus pennsylvanica is the source of this 1293-nucleotide messenger RNA. The record is from the annotation of a GenBank genome assembly. NCBI's taxonomy places the organism in Eukaryota, Viridiplantae, Streptophyta, Magnoliopsida, Lamiales, Oleaceae.
AUGGAUCCUGCCACGUCUCGGCCCGCUGUAGUUAUCGAUAAUGGCACGGGGUAUACUAAAAUAGGUUUUGCUGGAAAUGUUGAGCCAUGUUUCAUAGUCCCAACAGUAGUUGCUGCGAACGAGUCAUUUGUCAACCAGCCUCGAGUUAGUUCUGCGAAGAGCAGCAAUUGGUCAGCACAGUAUAAUGCCGGUGUGAUGGCAGAUCUGGAUUUUUAUAUAGGGGAAGAGGCAUUCACUAGAUCAAAGUCGAACAGCAAUUACAAUUUGAAAUAUCCAAUUAAGCAUGGCCAGGUCGAUGAUUGGGAUGCAAUGGAAAAGUUCUGGCAGCAGUGUAUAUUUAACUAUCUGCGCUGCGAUCCAGAGGAUCAUUACUUUUUAUUGACAGAGAGCCCAUUGACUGCACCAGAGAGCCGGGAGUAUAUGGGUGAGAUUAUGUUUGAGACAUUUAAUGUUGCAGGACUCUACAUGGCGGUGCAGCCCGUUCUAGCUCUGGCUGCUGGUUACACCACUUCCAAGUGUGAGAUGACAGGGGUUGUGGUGGAUGUUGGUGAUGGGGCUACUCAUGUUGUACCCGUUGCAGAGGGCUAUGUCAUUGGAAGCAGCAUUAAGUCGAUUCCUAUUGCUGGCAAUGAUGUCACUCACUUUGUCCAGCAGCUCAUGCAAGAAAGAGGGGAGCAUGUUCCACCCGAGCAGUCCUUUGAAGUAGCACGGAAAGUCAAGGAAACAUAUUGCUACACUUGUUCUGAUAUUGUCAAGGAGUUCAAUAAGCAUGACAAAGAACCAGCAAAAUAUAUUAAGCAAUGGAGAGGUACUAAGCCGAAGACCGGGGCCCCAUAUUCUUGUGAUAUUGGCUAUGAACGGUUUCUCGGACCCGAGGUCUUUUUCAACCCUGAGAUUUACCAGAGUGAUUUUGCCACCCCCUUACCAGCCGUGAUAGAUAAAUGUAUCCAGUCCGCUCCAAUAGAUACGAGACGAGCUUUAUAUAAGAAUAUUGUAUUAUCUGGAGGAUCAACCAUGUUCAAAGAUUUCCACCGGAGGUUACAACGGGAGCUGAAAAAGAUUGUUGAUGCUCGGAUUCUUGCACAUGAUGCUCAGCUUGGUGGAGAAAUUAAAGCACAACCAGUGGAAGUGAAUGUUGUCAGCCACCCUAUCCAGAGAUAUGCAGUUUGGUUUGGAGGCUCUGUACUUGCAUCAACUCCCGAGUUUUUUACGGCUUGCCAUACAAAGGCAGAGUAUGAGGAAUAUGGAGCUAGCAUAUGUCGUACAAACCCUAUUUUCAAAGGAAUGUAUUGA